AUGGAGAUUCCGUGGGAAGCCCGUAUUCGUCGUGAUCCCAAGUUCAAUCCCCAAGACAACACCCAAGGUCUACUCCCGAUAGCAAGGUUCCUAUGGGAUUACUCAACUGCUGAGGGUGUCAAGGCUGGGUAUAAAGCUUUGGGGCAGUCACAAAAGGAGAAGUUGAGUGGGUUUAUAUCUUCUCUGCAGGGUUCUUCAUCAAAACCGACCUUGCCUGAAGAGGAGUUUGUUCACUCUCCACUUCAAGGCCCGAAAGGGAUCCGUCUCGUUCACGUUGAUGUCCAAAAUUCGACGCUACGAUGCACCCUCCGGACCUAUUCGGCCUCUGAGAUCCCAUCAUAUGUCUGUCUCUCGUACGUUUGGGCCGACUUCGGCCCAAUGAUGAAUCGAGGGCGCGACUUUCGCGAGACUGAACUCGAAGUGCCCAUGUUUAGUCACUCAGACAGCGCCGAUAUUAUCCUCAACGAUCGUCGUUUCUCUAUUGGGGCCAACUUGCACGCUGCCUUUCUUGGCCUCCGACAGUAUCUCGAUGGGAGACCUAUCUGGGUAGAUGCCAUGUGUAUCAACCAAACCGAUAGCAACGAAAAGGCUGCCCAAGUCGCUCGCAUGGGGGAGAUAUACAGUGCUGCGGAAAAGGUCUUCAUUUGGCUUGGUCGGAAACACACCCAGCGAGACACUGCCAUGAGGAUUCUUAAAGUGUGGCCUUCGUUCCCUCCCAACCCAGACAACGCCAACAUCGAGUUCCACGGAAAGAAAUUUAAAACCGCCAAGGCCUUCUUUGAUGCGACUUCAACUGGGUCCGAACUCAUAUCUUGGAUUGGCCUUCUCACAAUUGUCACUGAGAGUUGGUGGAGUCGGGUUUGGACGGUGCAAGAGUUUAUUCUCUCAAAGGAGUAUGCCUUCUUCUACAACGGAGCUGAAGUACCGACUGCGGAUUUCAAGAAGGCAAUGGACUGGACUUACUUUGUUGCAGUCAAUUGCUCUUCCAAGCUCAUUCCCUCUUGGGUCACUUUCCAACCAUCCAUCUUUGACCUCAAACAGCACGGGACAAGGCUGAGCUUUCUCGAUGUCGCCAUGCUUGGGGCAACGAGGAUGGCGGGUGACCCGCGGGACAAGGCCUGGGCUUUUCUGGGGAUCACGGACCCGGAAUCGAUUGGCCAACCUCCUCUCAAGCCUGAUUACGAUAACCGGAACAUGGGAGACUUUUACAUCGACCUUGCUCAACGUCUCCUGCGAAAUGAUGCUGGGCUACUUGUGCUCUCACUUGUCAACCACCCCCUUCCCCGUGAAUCAUACAAAUUCAAAUCCAAGAAGCCAAUUGGUAACCGUCUUCUCGACCAGUACAAGGCCAAGAAGCGCUUCCCCCAGCAAGAUCCAAAGUUUGCGUCCCCCAAAGAAGACGUCUUUGAUGAAGCGCUGCAACCGGACUGGGGUGGCAAAGGCGUGGGCUAUCCAAGCUGGGUUCCCAAGAUGGCGAGCGCUGUUGCUAUGGAACCUAUUUUCCUCAGGGAGAUGAGAGCUCAGAAGGCUCGCGGGAAGCCUCUUCAUGAUCCUGGUUGGAGGAUUUUCCACGCUGCGUCAAAGGUUCAGAGAGGGUUUUCUUUAUCUGCUGAUGGGAAAAGACUCUCAGUGGAAGCACAUUUGUUGGAUACGAUUAAAGCUGCGGUUGCACUGCCCAAGACUGAAGAGGAUGAGCCGGAUUUCUAUCAAGCCUUUCGGUCAUGGUACCCCAAGAAGAGUCGCCUAGCGGACAUCCCAUAUCAACACCAGCCUUCAGCCACUGUGCCAAGUGCACUAUGCCGCACUCUACUGAUGAACAUUUGGCUCACCUCUCAUCCUGCUCCAGAAGGUUGCGAAGCUCACUUUGCAAACUACCUGGUCCGCAUUUCAGGGUCCGCGUCAGGUGUCAAGCAUGACCUGCACUUGAAUAAGAAACCAGACCCAGAAGAAGGAGACAUAUUUCCUGCAGCCAUGAAUGACGUUGGGAUCGAUAGAGUUUUGUUUAUAACUGAGAAAGGAUACUUGGGUCUCGGCCCAGCAAGGAUGGGCGUUGGCGAUGUGGUGGGCCUGGUAGCAGGGGCUCAUGUACCCCUUGUGUUACGCCAAGGGCCUGGGGGAUGGAUCUUGGUCGGCGAAACUUACGUGGAAGGAGCCAUGGACGGUGAACUUGCUCAGAAACUGGUGUUCCAGAGUGUUGAGAUCGUGUAG
This is a messenger RNA of Fusarium keratoplasticum, 2208 nucleotides long. RefSeq names its product HET domain-containing protein. The record is from RefSeq and is a predicted model, not a curated record. NCBI's taxonomy places the organism in Eukaryota, Fungi, Ascomycota, Sordariomycetes, Hypocreales, Nectriaceae. The transcript is spliced from 2 exons. The coding region runs from base 1 to 2208 and encodes 735 amino acids.